CCCUUCCUUGACUACUUCCUUCCAGCAGUGUGUAUCAGGGACAUUCCUAGAUGUGAGAAGUGUGCAGGAGGACCUGAGAGAAAGGAAUGUGUAGUAUUGAUGUAAAAAGUUGUGUGUAUAAACUGUAGGGGUACACAUGGUGCUGGAGAUCAGAUGUGUCCGGUGAGAGAAAGACAGGUUGAGGUUACCAGGAUCACAGUAGUGUAGAAGGUGUUGUAUGCUGAGGCAGUGAAGAGAGUAGCAGAGGAAGAUGGGUCCAGGGUGAAGGAUCCUGAGAGGAUACCUGUGAUUAGGCGGAGGUCAAUAGAGAGUGAUAGGAAUGACAUGCUACAGAAAGGUUGUUUUGUUUUAAUAGCCAUGGUUGUCAACUGUACCACAGUAAUAGAAUGUAAAACAGAGUGGAUAGAUGUUGUGGUGGCAGCUGUUGAGAAGUACUUGGGUGUACAAUAUUUUACUGCAGAGUUACAAGGUGUUUUGAAGGAUAAUAUCCCAUCCUCCCAGGCUGUUGGCCUGGUGUAGGAUCAGAGGGCCAAAGAUGUGGAAUAAUUAUGAAGUUUUAAUGGGUGUAGGGUUAGUUGGCUGGGCAAUUUGUCACGAAGUGUAAUGAAAAUAGUAAGCUGAUAAAAAAGACAAAUCAGUAGGUGGCAGCAUGCACCAAUAAUAAUUGUAUGCAAACCGCCAUAAUACCGAAGAAGAAGACGUUUUGUUGCUUUUCAACAGCCCUUCUCGCAGGAAGUGUGAAUGCCCUAACAUCUAGCACGGUUGCAUUGCUGUAAAAUUCCACUGAGGACGUCGGAUUGAACAUACAUUGGGUUUUACUGGUUCGCUGCACGGAUAGCGCUGCUGUAAUCAGUCUGGUAUUUUAUAGGCUUCCUUUACUGGACCUUAGUUUUAAUUGUCUAUCUGGACUCUUGAAGAGGACGUUGUUCCAACAGACUCUCGGGUAGAGUUAGACGAUAACAGAUAACAGGAUUCUUGGUGAAUAGGGCUUUAAACGUUUUUACUUUAAUAGAUCAGGUCAAAUCUAUGUGAGAUUAGCCUACAUCACAUUUAUUUGUCACCACUAAAGUUUUGAUAUUGAAAAGGACGUCUGAUCGCUCUGAUCUGGCUGUUUUUUUUUAAAAAAUCUGAAUUCUGCAACAAAGAAAGUAACUGUAGUGUAGGCUAGCUACAGAUUUACUGUCAUGUUUUUAUUUGAAGAAAGAAUAGCUUCCACGAUGGAUCGGGACAAAGCUAGUCCGUCCCCCUCCAACCUGCCGGAGUCCCCUGGUCACAACUCUCCUGGUAGCGCCUUACUGCUGGAUCUGAAGAGGGUGUCUGUGUGGCUGGUCGACUGCAGGAAAACAGCAGGGCAGAGUGGAACUGUGAGAGAAGGACACGAGGAGGAGGGAGAUUUGAUUUCAUCAAGUGACACCCCUAACCGUCAUUCUCUCAGUGGGAGGAGCUUAUCAUCUGGGGAGCCUCAACAACAUGUUACUGACGUGACAGAGAAGAGUCUCUCCAGAUCAGAACACCUCAAGAAACACCAGCAGAGAUGUAGAGGGAAGAAACCUCACCACUACUGCUCUGACUGUGGAAAGAGUUUCACAAGCCAGAGUGGCUUCAUUAUGCACCAGCGGAUUCACACCCGAGAGAAACCGUACUGCUGCUCUCAGUGUGGGAAGUGUUUCACCUGUGCAGGAGGUCUUAAAGUACACCAAAGAAUCCAUACUGGAGAGAAGCCUUACAGCUGCCCAGAAUGUGGGAAGUGUUUUACUGCUUCUAACGCCUUCAAAUAUCAUUUGCGAAUUCAUACAGGGGAGCGGCCUUACCCCUGCCUUGAUUGUGGAAAGAGCUUCAACCAGUCAUGCAACCUGACGACACACAAGCUAACACACACUGGAGUGAAGCCUUAUAGCUGUGAUCAGUGUGGGAAGAGCUUCAAUCAGGCAGUCCACCUGACCACACACAAGCUAGCACACACUGGAGUGAAGCCUUACAGCUGUGAUCAGUGUGGGAAGAGCUUUGCUGUAGCUUCCACACUGAAUAGACACCAGAUGAAGGCAUCCAGUCAGCUAACAUCAGCACAGCAGAAAAGAGGACAAUCUGAGGGGACUCUCCUAACCGUCGCGCUCUCAGUGGGAGGGGCUUAUCAUCUGGGGCGCUUCAACCACAUCAUGUUGUUGACGAGACAGAGAAGAGUGUCUCCAGAUCAGAACACCUCAAGAAACACCAGCAGAGACGUAUAGGGAAGAAACCUCACCACUGCUGCUCUGACUGUGGGAAGAGUUUCACAAGCCAGAGUGGCUUCAUUAUUCACCAGCGUAUUCACACCCGAGAGAAAUCGUACUGCUGCUCUCAGUCUGGGAGAGUUUCACCUGUCCAGGAAGUCUUAAAGUACAACAAAGAAUCCGUACAGGAGAGAAGCCUUACAGAUGCUCAGAGUGUGGGAAGAGUUUCCCUGCUUCUCAAACCUUAAAAUUGCAUCUGAGAAUUCAAACAGGGGAGAGGCCUUGCCUUGAUUGUGGGAAAAGCUUUGCUUACACACUGGAGUGAAGCCUUAUAGCUGUGAUCAGUGUGGGAAGAGCUUCAAUCAGUCAGGCCACCUGACACACACAGGAGACACACAGGAGAAGCCUUAUAGCUGUGAUAAGUGUGGGAAGACUUAUGCUGUAGCUUCCAUCCUGAAUAGACACCACACUGGAGAGACACCUUGGAUAUAUGUGGGAAGAGCUUUGUUAAUUUAGGACCAAUGAGACAACACCAAAAAGCACAAACAUGGCUUAUUUCAUCUCCCAUCUAUCCAACACCAGUUUCAGAUCCCUAAAUAAAGUAUCUAUAGAAAACAUCUAGUGAACAGUCAUAUCCAUCUCCCAUUCUUAAACAGUUGCUUUAGUCUGAUCACCAUGGUAACCUCUGUGCAGCAUAAUAUGCAGCUCUGAUCUAGGAUCAGGUCUCCCCUGUGUCUAUGUAAUAUCACACAUUGAUCUAAAUGGAUAAAUGUUAUCAUAGAAAAUGUUAUAGUGAACCUGUGUGUUGGAGGGGGGGGUGAUAAUUAUCUUCUUUCAUAUACUCAUGAUACUAUUAUUAAAUGACAUUAUGUAGAAUAAUGUUUCAACAAUAGGUGUAUGUUCAUGUAUUCAAUUAAUCAAUACAUUCAAUCCAUUAUCUUCUGAACAAGAUGUUAUGACUUUAUAUUUUUAUAAUAAUAUCUAAAUUGAUUAAAAUGCUCCUUUAAAAUGAUCAAUAAUACAUUGGAUAAUAAUAUCCAUGAGGUCCAGGUAAUAACUAUGCAUACUGUCUCUUGUAACAAUGGUUAAUAUAAUAACUUUUAGAUUUAUGUAAUAAAACUGGUAAAUGUAAUGUCUUGUUGGUUAAUAUGAUAACAUGUUGAAUUGUAGUAAUAAAUUACUCCAUUUAAUGUAAUAAGUUACAUUAUCAGGUGAGUUACAACUUGAAUAAUGUGAAUAAUGUAAUAACACCUAAAUAAUAAUAAUGUAAUAACACCUAAACCAAUGUUUUAUGUGUUACUUCGCCAAUGUUAAUGCACAUACCACCCUCCACCAAUUACAAACCUAUGCACCUGUACUAACACACAAACCUAUGCACCUGUACUCACACACAAACCUAUGCACCUGUACUCACACACAAACCUAUGCACCUGUACUCACACACAAACCUAUGCACCUGUACUCACACACAAACCUAUGCACCUGUACUCACACACAAACCUAUGCACUUGUACUCACACACAAACCUAUGCACCUGUACUCACACACAAACCUAUGCACCUGUACUCACACACAAACCUAUGCACCUGCACUCACACACAAACCUAUG
Molecule: messenger RNA, 3819 nt
Organism: Oncorhynchus mykiss (rainbow trout)
Lineage: Eukaryota; Metazoa; Chordata; Actinopteri; Salmoniformes; Salmonidae
Source: RefSeq, a predicted model, not a curated record